Messenger RNA from Oryzias latipes (Japanese medaka), 3955 nucleotides. RefSeq names its product granulin a (gene grna). The record is from RefSeq and is a predicted model, not a curated record. Gene Ontology annotation, cellular component: extracellular region. Lineage: Eukaryota; Metazoa; Chordata; Actinopteri; Beloniformes; Adrianichthyidae.
GGGCGUGGCAACGAUGAUUCAGGUCUGUGUCUUGAGUUUCAUUUCAGUCAGAUGCUCGUGAAACACCUGACAGAUCGCAACAGCCUUUCUGAGUGUUCUAAAGAUGCAGAAGUGGGUUGUGAUCUGCUGGGUCUCCCUGGCUCUGGUCGCUGCGGACAUGUGUCCAAACGGCGGGAAAUGUGAAAAGGGUCAAACUUGCUGCCAAAGCCCAUCAAAAGACUACGAUUGCUGCCCGUUUGAUGAGGCUGAAUGCUGUGGGGAUCAUAUACACUGCUGCCCUAAAGAUAUGCUCUGUGAUAUGACCACAUCCAGCUGUGGAAACGCCACCCUGUCCAUGCGCUGGGUGGAAAGAGUCUCUGCAAAUCUGCAAAUGGCCACCAAAUCUUUCAGGAUGAUCCGCUCAUACAUGGGUGAGGAUGAGGAUAACAUCUGCCCCGACCAGUCCAGAUGCCCGGCUGAGUUCUCCUGCCUGAAAGCUCUGACCCGCUAUGGCUGCUGUCCUUUAGCCCAGGGAGUCUCCUGCCCUGAUGGCAAACACUGUUGUCCUGAAGGGCACCAGUGCAGCCUGGACAGCCGCUCAUGCGUCAAAAAAGAGAGUAUCAAGACGGUUCUGUGCAAAGACGGAGUGUCAGAGUGUCCAGAUGAAACAACAUGCUGUGAAAACCAGGAGGGAAAGUGGGCAUGCUGUCCCAUGCCAAAGGCUGUCUGCUGUGAUGAUAAAAUUCACUGCUGUCCAGAAGAAACAACCUGUGACGUUGAGCAAAUGAAAUGUUUGUCUUCCUCCGACAAAGCGCUGCCGAUGUGGGCCAAGUUCCCUGCCAGAACCAGGGCAGACUGGGAGAACCAGAAAGAGGGUAAGGAAGUAAGCGCUGUAGCAGUUGAAGGCAAUGAAACCAAAAACUUCCCUGAAGUCACUACAGCCAAUCCAGUUCCUGCUUUUCUGGAAGGAUCAUCUGUUGCCGGGGAAGCCUCAGCCAAGGAUAUUCCAUGCAAUGAAACCGCAUCCUGUCCUGAUCAAACCACCUGCUGUAAAACCCAAGAGGGUGGCUGGGGCUGCUGUCCUUUUCCUGAGGCUGUUUGCUGUGAAGAUUUCAUCCACUGCUGUCCAAAAGGCAAGACGUGUAACCUGGCAGCUCAGACCUGUGAGGGUGAUGGAGGUUCUGUUCCAAUGUUGGAGAAGGUCCCUUCAUUCUCCAAAGUGUCUGUGAAGAUGGAGGACGUUCCAUGUGACGGCUCCACCUCCUGUCCUGAUCAAACCACCUGCUGUAAAACCCAAGAGGGCGGCUGGGGUUGCUGUCCUUUUCCAGAGGCUGUUUGCUGUGAAGACUUCAUCCACUGCUGUCCAAAAGGCAAGACGUGUAACCUGGCAGCUCAGACCUGUGAGGGUGAUGGAGGUUCUGUUCCAAUGCUGGAGAAGGUCCCUUCAUUCUCCAACGUGUCUGUGAAGAUGGAGGACGUUCCAUGUGACGGCUCCACCUCCUGUCCUGAUCAAACCACCUGCUGUAAAACUCAAGAGGGCGGCUGGGGUUGCUGUCCUUUUCCAGAGGCUGUUUGCUGUGAAGACUUCAUACACUGCUGUCCAAAAGGCAAGACGUGUAACCUGGCAGCUCAGACCUGUGAGGGUGAUGGAGGUUCUGUUCCAAUGCUGGAGAAGGUCCCUUCAUUCUCCAACGUGUCUGUGAAGAUGGAGGACGUUCCAUGUGACGGCUCCACCUCCUGUCCUGAUCAAACCACCUGCUGUAAAACCCAAGAGGGCGGCUGGGGCUGCUGUCCUUUUCCAGAGGCUGUUUGCUGUGAAGACUUCAUACACUGCUGUCCAAAAGGCAAGACGUGUAACUUGGCAGCUCAGACCUGUGAGGGUGAUGGAGGUUCUGUCCCAAUGCUGGAGAAGGUCCCCUCAUUCUCCAAAGUGUCUGUGAAGAUGGAGGACGUUCCAUGUGACGGCUCCACCUCCUGUCCUGAUCAAACCACCUGCUGUAAAACCCAAGAGGGCGGCUGGGGUUGCUGUCCUUUUCCAGAGGCUGUUUGCUGUGAAGACUUCAUACACUGCUGUCCAAAAGGCAAGACGUGUAACCUGGCAGCUCAGACCUGUGAGGGUGAUGGAGGUUCUGUUCCAAUGCUGGAGAAGGUCCCUUCAUUCUCCAACGUGUCUGUGAAGAUGGAGGACGUUCCAUGUGACGGCUCCACCUCCUGUCCUGAUCAAACCACCUGCUGUAAAACCCAAGAGGGCGGCUGGGGCUGCUGUCCUUUUCCAGAGGCUGUUUGCUGUGAAGACUUCAUACACUGCUGUCCAAAAGGCAAGACGUGUAACUUGGCAGCUCAGACCUGUGAGGGUGAUGGAGGUUCUGUCCCAAUGCUGGAGAAGGUCCCCUCAUUCUCCAAAGUGUCUGUGAAGAUGGAGGACGUUCCAUGUGACGGCUCCACCUCCUGUCCUGAUCAAACCACCUGCUGUAAAACCAAAGAUGGCGCCUGGGGCUGCUGUCCUCUUCCUGAGGCGGUGUGCUGUGACGACCACGAACACUGCUGCCCCACCGGUACCACCUGUGACUUGUCCACCUUGAGCUGUUUGAAGGCUUCUGGAUUGGUGCCAAUGAGUAAAAAGCUGCCUGCAUCUACCCGGACUUCCUCUGCUACGAGCCAGCUGAUGAAGACAGGACAAGAGACGGAGGAAGGGGAAAACAAGCCUGAUGACAGAGAUGGACAGGAGGAUUUUGAUGAGGAGGAUAAAACUGAUGAAGAGGGAAUCAUUUCCUGUGACAGCCACACCCAGUGUCCUCAGCACACCACCUGCUGCUUCAUGAAGCAGGUUCAGAAGUGGGGGUGCUGCCCGCUGCCAAAGGCGGUAUGCUGUGCUGACGGGGAGCACUGCUGUCCCGCCGACUACAAGUGCAAAGAGGAAGACACCUCGUGUGUCAAAGGAGAAGUGGUGAUCCCAUGGUACACAAAGAUCCCAGCCACCGACAGUAUUCAGGCGGAUUCCAGCUUUGUGCAGUGCAGCGCUGUGCAUCAGUGUCCCGAACACAUGUCCUGCUGCAGGCUGUUCACAGGAGAGUGGGGCUGCUGCCCGCUGCCAAAUGCUGUGUGCUGUGGUGAUAAGGAGCACUGCUGCCCAGAGGGCUACACCUGCGACCUCGCCUCCAAGUCCUGCCAUAAGCUCCUCACGUUGCAGCUGGAGACCGUCCCGCUGACACCAGUGUUUCUACCCGACGACCAGUCCCAGCAUGGUCCAGUAAAGCCCAUCCUGAACCGAUGCGACGACGUCUACAGUUGCAACGUGGAUGAGACCUGCUGCAGGACGUCCCACACCACCUGGGGGUGCUGUCUGUCCCCUAAAGCCGUGUGCUGCAGAGACAUGAAGCACUGCUGUCCUGAUGGCUACAGAUGCACAAAAGGCGGCUCCUGCAUCAAGAACACUGGGCUGCACUGGCUCAACUGGCACACAUUCUUCACCAACAAGAGGAAAGCCAUAAUCGUGUGAAAAUCUGCAGUGUCAGUUAAUUCUGCCCACUAAAGGAAGUUUACAUGCAUUCAGUUUUAGAUUUUUUAAUGUUUUUUUUCGUUGAGAAAACUGUGGUAAACAGUAACCUAAACACUGACAAAGACAAAAGCACUUAAGAAAAUGUUAUUGAAACUUAACUUAAUCGAGGCAGACAUCGUACUCAGGCUUCCUUAUCUGCUAUUUUAAUUCAUCGGCAAAAAAAUGAGUAAAACUCUCCACUGACUUAUGGCUUACCUAAGUGUCAUUUGUGUGUCUUUGUGUUCUGGAGCAUCUGUACCUUUGUGAUAUCAUUUGGAAACCACACGACUUGUUCUGAGUGCCUUAACUAGUCUUCAAGUUGAUGUUAAAUUGAGCUAAAAUGAUAGGUUGAAUGCUUUUUCCUCCAUUAUCUGUCAUGGGCCUGAGUGCUGUCGACAUUUUCCAUUUAAAAAAAAGAAAAUAAAAUGUAAAAUAAAA